Nelumbo nucifera (sacred lotus) is the source of this 901-nucleotide messenger RNA. Lineage: Eukaryota; Viridiplantae; Streptophyta; Magnoliopsida; Proteales; Nelumbonaceae. The record is from RefSeq and is a predicted model, not a curated record.
UAUAACCCCUAGAAAAAAAAAGCCCCCCAAGUUCUUAUCUCGCCGAAUCACAUGGCUGUGGCUUAUUGUCUUCCCCAAAACCUUCACUUGAGGCCAUCAAAUGCUUUUUUUCAGAUCAAAUCGUCUAACUCCAACUCCAACCAACCCAAAACAUACCCAUCUCAGACUCCCCUGGAGAAGCGAUGUCUCAGGUGCAACACACUCUACCAAGAUAAGGAUAACUCUCCCACUGCUUGCUUGUUCCACGGCCACAUCACCGGAGAGAAAGGGUUGUUUGCGUUAGCCCCGCCACACCAAGGAAUUGAUGGUGAGUGGAGCGAUCGCAGUGGAGUAAUUGUCUACAAAUGGAAUGAGAAGGGAAACAGACCAAACACAGGGAGUGCCAAUUGGAAGAAGAGGUGGAGCUGCUGUUCAGAGUAUGACGAAAAUGCGCCCCCUUGUCGACGAGGAUGGCAUGUUUCUUACGACGAUGGAUUCACCCUUCACUAGUAAGGUGGAUGCGAUUACGGGGUGGCAACUGAAUUGGAGAUCAUGGUAACUGAGUGAGUGAUCAUAGUGAGAAAAGUUGGAGACUGUGGCAACUGAAUUGGAGAUCACGAUUAUCAAGUUGGAGAUUGUGGUUUAAGUUGGAGAUAGCAAUGACCGAGUUGGAGAUCACAGUGACUUCCGAUGUUUGCUCAAAAUUUGAUUUUGCAUCCUUUGAGCUAAUUCCUUAGAAAUCGAAAUGGAACCAGAGACUAUAGUUAUCACACGAUUUUGCAUCCUUUGAGCAUGUGGCUAAUUUGUUUCUAGAAUAUUUUCAUGUUUGUUUCUUGUUUAAGAAUACUCGCCUAGUUUCUAGAAUAUUCAUUAUUUGUGCUGAAAUAUUCAGCACUUAAUGAACCAAAUCGACUUAGUCAUA